Molecule: messenger RNA, 426 nt
Organism: Candidula unifasciata
Lineage: Eukaryota; Metazoa; Mollusca; Gastropoda; Stylommatophora; Geomitridae
Source: the annotation of a GenBank genome assembly
AGGCCGACACUGGAACUCACGAGGACCCUAUAUGCAACCAACUGGCUCGUGAUGUUGUUAAUACAAGAUCUAGUCGCCGUUGUGUACAGUGUUGUGUGCAUUACGUACUGGCGGGGUUUGUGGGUCCUUUUGGAUUUAUACACACCUUUACGUCCUAACAGUCUUUAUAUAGCCCACAGCGUCAGUUUUAUCGUUCUGGCUGUUUGCUUAACUGCCAAUUCUCUUUUGGUGCGCAACGUUGAUAGAGAUGGCCGGGAAGGUGUGGUGUUUGAUGUCCGCUAUGUGGCAACUAUGAUCCAGACUCUUCUUCACAAGAAAGCCGUGGCUGUGCAUCUGGAAGAAGCAAAAUGUCCUGGCACUAAUCACAUUCCUUUAGAUAAAAGUCCAGCUGGCAGCAAAUUAUGGGAAAUCCUCGCUGGCAACUGA